CACGAGAAUGCCCACCACGGCGAACCUUACAGUACAAAACAAUGGACCAACCAAGCUAGCCAGUGAGGCAGUGAUUACUGUUUAUAAGAGGAGCAACACUGGCGCAGAUUUCAGCGAUCGUUCACUCUGCUUUCUCCAGUUUCACUUGAGAGCUAGCUGAGACUGAGAGCAAAAUGGUUCUUGGAGCGUUGGCGAGUGCAGUCGCCUCGACGGGCCUCCUCAUCGUCUACGGUGUCCUGGGCGCUCUACUCCUGUGGAAGGCCGCCCGGCUGCUGGACCGGCUGUGGUGGGAGCCGCGGCGGCUGGAGCGGGCGCUGCGCGCGCAGGGCCUGCGGGGCACGUCGUACCGCUUCCUCACGGGCGACCUCAGGGAGUACCGCCGGUCAAAAGAGGAGGCCGGGGCCAGGCCCCUGCCGCUGCGGUGCCACGACAUCGCCGGCCACGUCGAGCCGUUCAUCCACGGCGCCGUCCUGGAGCACGGCAAGACGUGCUUCACCUGGUUCGGCCCCGUCCCCAGGGUGACCGUCGUCGACCCGGACCUGGCGAGGGAUGUGAUGGCCAACAAGUUCGGCCACUUCGAGAAGCCCAAGUUCCCGGCGCUCACCAAGCUGUUCUCCGACGGUGUGGCCAACCACGAAGGCGAGAAGUGGGUCAAGCACAGGAGGAUCCUCAACCCUGCGUUCCACCUCGAGAAGCUCAAGCUCAUGCUGCCGGCGUUCUCUGCGUGCUGUGAAGAGCUCGUCAGCCGAUGGGCGCAGUCGCUUGGCCCCGACGGCUCGUGCGAGCUGGACGUGGACCCGGAGCUUCAGACCCUCACCGGCGAUGUCAUCUCUCGCACCGCGUUCGGCAGCAGCUACCUCGAAGGAAGAAAGAUUUUCCAGCUGCAGGCCGAGCAAGCUGAGCGCCUCAUGUCCAUCAUUGACAAGUUCGCCGUUCCGGGAUACAUGUCCUUGCCAACGAAAAACAACCGAAGGAUGCGCCAAAUCAAAAGCGAGAUCGACUGGAUUCUUCGGGGCCUGAUCGGUAAAAGAAUGCAAGCUAUGAAAGAAGGUGAGAGCGACAAAGAUGACCUGCUGGGCUUGCUGCUGGAGUCAAACGCGAGAGAGACAGGCGAUCAGAGCGGCCAGCCCGGCCAAGGAUUGACGAUGGAGGAAGUCAUGGAGGAGUGCAAGCUGUUCUACUUCGCGGGAAUGGAGACGACGUCGGUGCUGCUCACGUGGACGAUGGUCCUGCUAAGCAUGCACCCGGAGUGGCAGGACCGUGCGAGGGAGGAAGUCCUCGGACUGUUCGGGAAGAAGAACCAACCGGGAUACGACGGCCUGAGUCGCCUCAAAACAGUGACCAUGAUCCUCUACGAGGUCCUCCGGCUGUACCCGCCGGCCAUCGCGUUCAGCAGGAAAACGUACAAGGAGAUGGUGGUCGGAGACGUCACGUACCCUGCCGGCGUGACCCUGGAGCUGCCCGUGCUGUUCAUCCACCACGACCCCGACAUCUGGGGAAGCGAUGCGCACGAGUUCAGGCCGGAGAGGUUCGCCGAGGGGGUGGCCAGGGCGUCCAAGGAUAGGCUGGCGUUCUUCCCCUUCGGCUGGGGCCCGCGGAUAUGCAUCGGCCAGAACUUCGCCCUUCUGGAGGCCAAGAUGGCGCUGAGCAUGAUCCUUCAGCGCUUCCAGUUCGAGCUCGCGCCGACGUAUACCCAUGCGCCGCGCCGAGUUAUAAUGCUGCGCCCGAUGCAUGGUGCCCAGAUCAAGCUCAGAGCGAUAUGAUACGAUGCUAGCUCAGGGAUUCACAUGUGGCUGUUGGUCCAAUGGGCUUUGGGCUUUCAGGCCAAGAGUUGUGUCGUAGCAUUGGACCUUUUUACGUAUUUUUUUCUUCUAUCCAUGGAUGAUUAGUAGUCAGUAUCUUUCCGUGUCUUUUCAGUUAUCACUAGAUGUAAACACCCU
This is a messenger RNA of Zea mays, 1940 nucleotides long. RefSeq names its product cytochrome P450 family 72 subfamily A polypeptide 8. The transcript has 4 exons. Gene Ontology annotation, molecular function: monooxygenase activity; heme binding; iron ion binding. Lineage: Eukaryota; Viridiplantae; Streptophyta; Magnoliopsida; Poales; Poaceae. The record is from RefSeq and is marked provisional. Bases 174 to 1763 code for a protein of 529 amino acids.